GUUAGUAUUAAUUCGACAUUCGUCUGAGACGAACGUGCCGCUGUGCAGCGCUUACCGGCUUAGAUCGUGUGCAUUCUCGUUACGUCACGAUCGAUAUCUUGUACAAUCGAGUGCAUUAUUAUUGCAGUGCCUGUGUCAGUGUAUGAAAAUAUUUUUUUAAAGUUCAAUCCGACAUGGUAUCACUUUUAAAACUAUUGUGCCAACUGAACGAUCUUUUGGAUAAAUUCGUCUGUACUUUGUAAGGUGUUAAAUGACAAUGGGUGCUCCAGCGUGGGGUUCCCGCGGUGGCGGCGGCGACCGUCCCCGGCUGCUGCGCAUGACACCGCUCCGACAUAGCUUCGCAGCGCCCGCGUCGCCGCCCGCGCCUCCUCCGCGCGCUCACGACUACGCCUCCGACGCCGACACCAACAAGAAAGAAGAGGGAUGGAACGCUAACCUGUCCCAAAGAUGGCGGAAACUACGACGACGGUGUUCACGAUUGCGGCCGGGAUCAGGCAACCGUGAGCCGAGCCCAGUGCGCUGUUCACCGUCUCCACCAAGACCUCCAGCACACUGCUCCCCUGCACCACCUUCAAAACUGUCAUUCCGACAUCGAGGAAAAGUGUACACUACUGCAUCCCUUCGUGUGACUAGUGGUGCCCCAGAUUUACUUCGUGCGUUGGGAAAGCUUGGCGGUGGCCUCCGACGACGAGCGCUGUCUGCUCAUGACGUGUUGGCGCCACCACCACAACAACCAUCUACUUUCUAUGUUCCUAGUCCUACUGCAACACGGCAUCCGCCGUCACCCUCCCCGCCUCGCCAGUCAGCAUCAGUUCGAAGGCGGUGUAGCUCACCAAACGUUUACAGAGCAGCCAAAGAUUCUGCAACAUCUAGAGACCGCGCACCUCUUAUUAGUCAAGAAGACGAAAGCCGAGAUGUAGUUGAUUACAAUUAUGUGCCUGAAAGAAGGAAAAACAGUUCAGAGGGACGAAGUCGUCGACCAUACAGUGAGAAUGUAGAAUUAGAUGUCCCUUAUAGAAACGGAUACAAUCGGCUACCCUGUGAUGCUUCUCAGAGGUUAUGGGAAGAACCAUAUAGAUUGCCGAGGGUUCAGUCUAGACAGGAGUCGAUGACACAGCUGAGGAAUGGUGUCGCCGAGUUACGUGUCAGUGCGACUCCAAGAUCAGCACGCCCGCCACCCGCGCCACCUGCCGCUACUCAGCCAGGGAAGCGACCACCUGCUCCUGAACCUCGAGAUACACACACUUUUGAGGUGCGGUUUACAAAGUCAGCUGGCGGGAAAGGUCUCGGUUUUAGCAUCGUGGGUGGGCGGGACUCGCCGCGCGGUGACAUGGGCAUUUUUGUGAAAACUAUUUUCAAUAAUGGCCAGGCUGCUGAAUCUGUACUGAGAGAAGGUGACGAGAUCCUCUCAGUAAACGGUCGUGGUACGGCAGGGUUGACACACGGAGAGGCGAUCCGUCUAUUCAAGGAUGUCCGUGCAGGGCCCGUGCUGCUGCGGGUGACGCGGCGUCCACCUCGCUGACUGCGAUGCGCCUGCUGCGACUUGCACGACCAGCAGGCGCCAAACCGUGCAUCUGACAUCUACUCCACUAUGUAGGCCUCUUAUAAAACGUUACCCACACUAGAAUUGUCUCCUACGUUGUGGGUACGGUUUAUAAAUACUCUCACAUAGUAUACUACACAGCAUAAAAUCUAUGUAGAUAUGGAACAAAAAUGUGUGGUUUGCUGAAAUCGCUAUAUGGCAAUCUGUUGUCCAGCCAUUACAGCAACUGUGAAGUCAAAGACUCACAUAAGUAUUUAUCUCGCUAACAUAUCUAUUAAUGACAUUACACAGACAUUUACCAUUUCUUUGAGACAGGUUGGUCAUACAUACUAACCUUAGGAUGCUUCUGCCGGGGUCAAUAUAUUUCUGCAAUUUAAUAUAUUGCAUUAUUAGUACCUAAUUAUUCAGUCAUACCGGCCAUAUAUGGUUGUCGGCUACACCAAAAAUAUUAGGACAAAUGGCUGGAAUAAAACUGCAAUAUUGCUUGAAAAAGUAUGCAAUAUUGCUGGCUACUAUAUUACAGUCUGAUGUUUCAGAUAAAUAUUGCCCAUUUCGAAGUAAUUCGGUAUAAACACAGACCUAAGUCAUCAUUAAUGAGGUUAUUUACUCCCAUUAAACUCCGAUGAUUUGACAAGGCAUAAUAAAGGUACAUCAAAAGGCUUUUAAUAGUAAAGCUAGUUCAGAUGCAAUCGUUUCAAGUGUGCCUUACGUGAAACAAAGAAAUUAUAGGCAUUGAUAUAAAACAGGUACAUACAGAUAGAUAGCUAUUAUUGUAAAAAGUCCUAAUUUUCACGAAUUGACUUUAAACGAAGCAAGCAUGGUACCUAAAAUACCAUACAUUAUGGCUUUUCGUAAUAAUAAACGAAACUAAUUCAUUAGUUUUUCUUCUUCGUGAAUCUAAGUAUUUAUUUACUGCUUGGAUCCGUCAACUUUACAAUUAAUAAAAUACAAUAUACAUACAUAUGAAGUGUGAUUAAAGUUUAAACUAUGCAACUUUAUUAAAGUGUAAACAAAUUCGAGUAUUAUGAAAUAUUUUGGGACUGUAUUUUUAAAGCCUAUAUGCAUCACUUUAUAUGCAAAUAUGUAUAUAUUUUUAUCAAUAAUUUAUAGUAUUUCAACAUUGCAUUUAUUAAUUGCUGAAAGAUUGUAAUAAAAAAUAGACAAGCCUACUUAAGAUAUGUUUGUAUUUUAUAGAAAGUAGGUAAAAACAUUAGAUUUGCUAUUUAUAACAGUUUAUAUGCAAUUGAUAAAAACCAAUAUGUAUAUGGUUAAAAUUUGCAUAUAAAUAAGUUAUUUUGUAUAUUGAAACUAACCAAACUAAUGAAAGCAAACGAAAAGUAUUAGAUACACACAGUUUGAUACAAUUUUGAUAAAAAUUGUCUGUGAUAUUGAUAUUCAAAGCUGAGUGCGACAUUGUAGUGUUUUGUAAUUAUAUAUAUUAUAGGGCAACUAACUUAUUUUUUAUAAUUGUGACAUCUACUUAGUAUUUAUUGUAAAAAUGUAGUACAUAUAAUAAAUAAUACGUUUUUUAUAAGGAAACUAGUAUGUUAUUACUAGUAUAUAAGUGCUUUUAUUGUACUUUAAAUAUUGUAAGAAUGAAUGAAAGUGUAUUUAGAAAGUAUUUUUGUACAGAUUUUAAAGAAAGAAAGAACUUUCGACGCACAAAUAAGUAAUCGCCUUAAAACUGCAUGAAAUACUAAUUUUUGUACAAACAUACAUUAUUCCUUAUCUUCCGUAAGUAUUAUUAAAAUUCUAAAUUAAUAAAAAAUAUAAUUAUGUAUGUGAUUUACUCAACGAGAGAUGUAUUCUAAAUUUUAUAAAAUAAAAACGAAAUUAUGUAUUGGAGAUGAAAUUGUAUUUUGGACGAAUGAUUGUCAAAUGUAUUUUUAUAUUGUCGUGUAGAAGCCAAAUAAUGUAUUUUAUAUAAUGCAGUGUAUUUUUUAAUAAUGUAGCUAACGGAUGUGUUUGACCAAUGAAUAAUAACACAAUAUGCAUUCAAUUAUAUGAAUGGUAGACGCGAUAGCUUACUGAGUAUUUUUGCAUUUUAAUAUAGCAUUUUACUUAUAAGUACGAUAUAAAUAAAAGUUUUAAAAUAA
Messenger RNA from Spodoptera frugiperda (fall armyworm), 3639 nucleotides. RefSeq names its product serine/arginine repetitive matrix protein 1. NCBI's taxonomy places the organism in Eukaryota, Metazoa, Arthropoda, Insecta, Lepidoptera, Noctuidae. Bases 251 to 1522 code for a protein of 423 amino acids. The transcript has 5 exons. Gene Ontology annotation, molecular function: protein binding. The record is from RefSeq and is a predicted model, not a curated record.